AUUGCUCAAAGUGUUACAACAACAAAAACAUCCAAGCACAACUAGCUAAAAAGAGUACGCUAACGUUGUCUUUGCUGUUUUAGUCUUGUGUUUCAAGUAUGGCUAAGGUGAAGGCUUUUUCCUUUCUUGUUUUUCUUGUUUUUUCAAGUUUUGUUGUAAUGUCUGAAAGUCGAGUGGCAAGGAUGGAUUUGGGAUUGGAUUUGGGUGGUGUAGGAGUUGGUCUUGGUGUUGGGAUUGGCUUAGGGUUAGGUGGUGGAAGUGGUUCAGGUGCCGGUGCAGGUUCAGGUUCAGGAUCAGGAUCAAGUUCAAGUUCAAGCUCGAGCUCAAGUUCUAGUUCAUCUUCGACUGGUGGAGGUGGUGGUGGUUCAGAGGCAGGCUCAUCUGCCGGGUCAUACGCUGGAUCAAGAGCCGGUUCUGGAUCUGGAAACCGAGGUGGAUCAGGUGGUCGUGGUUACGGAGGUGGAUACGGCGGAGGGCAUGGUGGAGGAGAUGGUGGUAACUAAAUUCAUGCAUGUCAAUUUUCACUCGUAAAAUUAAUCAACCAUUUCAAAUUAAAGUUAAUAAUAAACAAUGUGGUGAAGUCUUUAUGUAGCUUGUAAUAUGUACCCUGUACGACUUGUUUAAUUUGAUCAUUGUCAUUUGUGUUUAGGCUAAAUAUAAGGAAUCAUGUUUGGAUUGUGUUUUAUGCGUUCUUCACUUAUGCAAAAGAUGUUUUUCAA
Molecule: messenger RNA, 719 nt
Organism: Nicotiana tabacum (common tobacco)
Lineage: Eukaryota; Viridiplantae; Streptophyta; Magnoliopsida; Solanales; Solanaceae
Source: RefSeq, a predicted model, not a curated record